AUGGAAAAAUUGGCGUUCGCCUUGGUAAUAUCAUCGAGAAAGUUGCGACCUUAUUUUCAGGCUCACAGUAUUACAGUUUUAACGAACUACCCUUUGAGGCAAGUCUUAGCAAAACCGGAGACGUCGGGGAGAUUGUUGAAAUGGUCAGUAGAGUUAAGCCAAUUCGACAUCAGGUAUAAACCGAGGACUGCGAUCAAGGGGCAAGCCUUGGCAGAUUUUAUCCUCGAGUUCCCAAGCACCAAAGUGGCACUCAUCUACGACAAGGUUGACACUUCUGUACCCAAUGGAGAAGGAUGGACGUUGUACAUCGAUGGGGCUUCGUAUAGCGAAGGUUCUGGUGGUAGAAUCCUACUGAUCAGUCCCAGCAAUUUUAAGGUGAAUGGAGAAUAUCUGGCCAGAGGCGGGAGAUUGGUUAAGUAUCUAGCCAUUGUAUGCGAACUGAUGCAAAAAUUCAAGAAAGUAGUCGUGUCUCGAGUACCGCGUGCUCAUAAUUCACACACAAACGCAUUGGCUCGUUUGGCCUCGACUAGAGAAGCCGAAUUACUUGAUGUAAUUCCAGUGGAUGUAUUGGCACACCCAACAAUAAAUCAAGAGGCGAUCAUGGAAAUAGAUACCGCCCAAGAAGUCACCUGGAUGACUCCAAUAGUCGCAUAUCUAGAAAAAGGUAUCUUACCUGAUGACAAGAUGGAAGCAAGGAAGCUGAGGCAGCGAGCUGCCCGAUAUGUCAUAUAUGAUGGAAGGUUAUAUCGCAGAAGCUUUAGUCAGCCGUUACUUAAGUGUAUCGACGGAGAAGACUGCGACUAUAUACUACGUGAGGUGCAUGGGGGAAUUUGUGGCAAUCAUACAGGAGGUAAUUCCCUUGCCCUAAAAAUCAUGCGACAGGGAUAUAACUGGCCUACCCUGCGACAAGAUGCUUUCACUUUCGCAAAGAAAUGCGACAAAUGUCAGCGAAUAGCCACUUAUGUCCAUCAACCUCCGAGCAACUUGCAUUCCAUCACAAGUCCUUGGCCCUUUGCGGUGUGGGGUAUCGACUUGAUAGGCGAGCUACCUAAAGGAAAAGGCGGAGUGAAGUAUGUUGUAGUCGCAGUCGACUAUUUUACAAAGUGGGCUGAAGCCAAAGCACUCGCAACCAUUACAGCGAUUAAGUUGCGCGAGUUUGUCUACAACUCCAUAAUCUUUCGAUUCGGCGUCCCUUACAAGCUCAUUUCAGAUAAUGGAAAGCAGUUUGAUUGUAAGGAGAUGCGACAAUUAUGCGACAACUUGGGCAUUAAGAAAGCAUUCUCUGUAGUUGCUUAUCCGCAAAGCAAUCGAGAAACUGAAGCAGUCAAUAAAAUAAUAAAGCACACCAUCAAAGGAAAACUCGAAGAGCGUAAGAGGGUAUGGCCAGACGAGCUUUCGCAAGUUUUAUGGUCAUAUAACACGACCCCCCAAUCCACGACUGGCGAAACUCCUUUCUCGCUCUCUUAUGCAUGUGAGGCCAUGGUACCAGUCGAGAUUGGGCCAGGUUCCUUACGCAGAGACGUUUUCAAAAUUGCACAAAACGAAAAAAAACAGUCGCUCUACCUCGACCUUCUGAAAGAAAAGCGCGAUCAGGCUCACCUGAAAAAAACAGGACUUACCAGCGACGAACCGCAAGAUAUUUCAAUUCCAAGGUCAAGACAAGAGUCCUGCGAGUAG
Messenger RNA from Cannabis sativa, 1677 nucleotides. RefSeq lists its product as uncharacterized. Lineage: Eukaryota; Viridiplantae; Streptophyta; Magnoliopsida; Rosales; Cannabaceae. Bases 1 to 1677 code for a protein of 558 amino acids. The transcript has 2 exons. Gene Ontology annotation, molecular function: nucleic acid binding. The record is from RefSeq and is a predicted model, not a curated record. Gene Ontology annotation, biological process: DNA integration.